Messenger RNA from Durusdinium trenchii, 5163 nucleotides. Lineage: Eukaryota; Dinophyceae; Suessiales; Symbiodiniaceae. The record is from the annotation of a GenBank genome assembly.
AUGGCGAUCAUUGCGUACUCCGCGAUGCGACAGAGGCGGGUGAUGGUGCAUGAGAAGCCAUACGAUGGCGAUGUGAAGGUCGAUGAACAAAGUCACCCAUCCGUAGCUGGCAAAGACGGUGUCCACAUGCUCCACAUCUUCUACAAUGGAGUCGACCACUACGACGCGUUGGUGGAGCUUGAUGGUCCUUCAGGAUUCCCGCCCGCAUGGCCACAGCCACCACCCCCAGAAUAUGUUGCAGCAGAAACCGUGCCGGAACAAGAUUCUCGGAGUGAAUUCAAUGACUCGAAGCCGAAGAAGAAGGCCGCCAGCAAAACCAAGGCCGCGCAACCUCACACGGUGAGGCCAGUUGGAGCCCAGCAAACUGCGCCGAGCGCGCCGCCGCAACCUGCCGACCCGGAAGUUGACUUGCUGCAAGAGCUGGCAAAUGGCAGCGUCGCUGAAGCAUCUUCCCACCCACACCGCGUGGUGGAGGACUUGGUCAAGGAUUUGGCUGAGCAGCGCCUGCGAGAACACCCCACUGUCCCACCAGGCGCAACGCUGGCAGAGAAGGACGCUGGCGCGUUGUGGCCGCGCGUGUUCUGCGCUUUCGAUGGCUGCUGCUGGUCCGAGCAAGACGGAACGGAAGAGGCACUGCACCACCACCUGGCAGAGGUCCACGCCACAGACUUGCAAGGAAUUGCCAAACACAUGCUCCGAGGACGCGCGGACGACGCCUUGUUCAGCAUCUAUUCGGCCGCGAUCGCAGAGAAGUGCCGCAGCCAAGCGCCGCUUGCAGGGGCAUCUCUGGAUCGCACAGCGCUCAGAUCCUUGGCAAAUGCAACGGCGGAUGAACAGGUCGAAUCUUUGGUCUGUGUGUGCUGCGGCGGGGUGUUCCCCUAUGUGCACGAGAUUCGCGACAAAGGGGAUAUCCAAUGGCGCAAGCCACUGCGCCGCCAGCGCCCAGAAGGGGAAGCGAAUUUCUUCGGCCAGAAUUUCUCGACCGUGCAUGAGCUCAUCGGCCUAGACUCGUACUUGCAGAAAUACGACAUCAUCAACACAGAAACCGGGGCCGCGGCCAUCGACGAGUUGAAGGAAAACAUGACAUCGGAAGCCGAGCGCGGCGGGUUGGCUGCUUGGCGGCGAUUGAUUGGACCAUAUAUUGCACAUUUCUUUGGUUUCCACGCACGACGGCGUAGCUACACCAAGACAGGGAUUUGCUCAAUCAAUCUAAUCUUGCGGCCUUGCGCUUUUGAGGACGAUGGCACUGCCAAAAUCUCCAAGCGGAAAGCUUGCCAUCCAGAAGCACCGGAAGUUGGCGUUGAAGCAUGGGGCGCCGCGAUGCAAAGGCAAGUUGCAUCUCAAUUUCGGCGCGAUUGGAAUUUUCCGCCUACUCUCUGGAAUUACUUAUUCCGCACCAAGAUCAACUUGCAACAGAACUCGCACAUCUUUUCUGUCCCUAAUGAGUUUGGCCCCGGCCGCCGCAUGCUCACAAAUGAGGAAAUUCAAGAAGGCACAGAGCACAUCUACCAGCUCUUGAGGUAUGUGGACAUCAAUGGGGAGGAAAAAGCUAUUGCUGGAGAUUUCACCAAGCUGCGUCACGCGCCGCACUUGUCACCUGCAGCCCUCAAAGUUUUGAGCAAUACAGAAGCAAGAACCCGCACAGUACCAGGAACCCAUGAAGUUCGCAAGACUAUGCGCUAUCAAACUCAUAGCUACCGGGUUCCAUAUGGCCUUGCUUGCUUCUUCACGUUCUCACCUUCCGAGCGCGACAGCACAAUCAUGCUGCGAAUGGCCCGGGCGCGCCAGAGUGAUCCGGCAAUCAACGACGACAAGCGCAAGGCCUUCUACCAGAGAACUCUGCCGCCCUUAGAUAUUGAUUUCCUUCGAUUAUCGCCAGAAGCGUUGGCAGAGGCCCUGCCCGAUUACGACGAGCGGAAGUCCAUCCUUGCCCGAGACCCGCUCGCCUGCCUGAACGGCUUCCUCGCGUUGGUUGGGCUGGCGUUUCGCCACAUUUUUGGCAUCAGGCUUUGCCCGCGCUGCCCUGAUUGCGCCAAUUCAAAUUGCCCCUGCACCGAUGCGUUUGGGAGCAACGCUACAGCAGCAGGCGGCGUGUUUGGUCGCUUCGACGCCGCGUUUGGCUCGCUGGAAUGCCAGAAGAGUGGCUCGUACCAUCUACAUGGCCAGUUCUUCUUACAAUGUUACCACCAAUUCAAGCCAUUGAGCGAACUGGUCAAUGAAAGUCAAGAGCAGCUGCUGGAACUGCUGCGAAAAUAUUCGGACUAUUCAGCGCACGUCACGCGCAAGGUCUACUGUGACCCCGAAUCUUGGACAGAAGAACGAGACGCAGUGGAAGCACAAUGGCCAGAAUACAGGGGCUCCAGCCUAAUGCUAAGCAGGCCUUCCUAUCAGAGCGACGCUGCCAUGCCUGCUCCAGAAUGGCUUGCCGCUUAUCUAUCCGAAGACGCCGAAGCCCUGCAGAAGCACAAGCAGCACCACGUCCAUGUACCCGACGACAACGGCAAACGGCAGCCUUUGGACCAUUGUCGAGACCCCAAGGACCACACGAAAUGCAAGAGCUUCUUUCCAAGAGAUGCCUGGCUUACAAGCGAAGCUAUCCUUAUUUGCUCUGGCUUAGCAGGGGCAAAGGGUAUGCCGUGCAAAAGUAAACGAAGCAUGGUGGGCAUGCCGUGGGGUCCAUGCAACGACCCGAACCUCAAUGGGAACCAUCCUGCUCUUCUUGCUGCUCUCCGGUGCAAUGGCGAUGUGCAAUUGCCCUUCCGCUUCCCUAUUACACCUAUCACACACAAUACUUCUUGCGACCAGCAAUGUGACCAGAAGAUGCCAAUUUGGACUUUGGUUCGGGAGGCACAGAUCAACCAAUCUGCGCAGGUUGGGUACCAAUGCGAUUAUGCCAACAAGCGCCUCAAGAUUGCUACGCGAGAAGUCAAGGAAUGGAUGAAAGGCCAAAAUGAAUUAUAUUUGGACCUCAGCGGGAAGCCUACAGGCUAUUUGGGCGCAAGAGUGAGCAAGCGCCUUGCGACCGAUCUAUUCGCUCGCGGCGUGUGCCGUGGGGCAGUGGAAUGCACGAACCUGAUCCUCAAUGCCGCGCAGAAGGACCCUACCCGCGCUGAAAGCAUCAAAACAGCGCAGCUGACCGAAAUCGCUUUGGCGUACCCGUUGCAGCUGUUGCGCGCCGUAGCGGCGCACGAGCCAUGGCCAAAGGAAGUGACCAGGGCUAUCGUAGACAAGCGCUGCGAGGCCCGAAGGGCAAUCAUUGCGUGCCCUUUCUGGACUAUGUACGGCGCACGGGGCCAGCGCGCAGAGGUGCACAUGCUGUCCGCGUGUGAGUUUGCAAGAGCGUUCGACUUUGCCUUGGCAACUCACCCACUUAGGCCGGAAGCCUAUGGGCGAGACAUUCUUAUGCCCGGCAAAUAUCACGCCAAGCUCACAGCCAAGGGCGCGGAGGCGGUCGCCCAACGCAAACAAUUGGUGGCCGGCUUGCACUAUGAAAUUCGUGAAGAAGGCGGGGCCGACUCCUCUUGGUUGCCUCUGGGGCAAAGCGAGCUCGGGCAACCUUAUCGCCGUGAUUGGGUCGUUGUGCCCCGGAAACGUCCUCACGUGCCCGUCAUCUAUGGGGCGCAAGGCAGCAAGAGCGAAGAAGACAAAGCUAUGCGCAUCCUGGUGCUGUUCUUUCCCUGGGUCAAUGACGCACGAGAUGCAUCAGCCAACGUCCCCUUUGUCGAAAAACUCUGGGUUGAUGGGGCCCGAAGCUGGCGCGAAGCCUUGUGCAUGCAUGUCCAGCGCCAUGGCUUCCCGACGGAGGAGGUGAAGCGCUUUGUCCUCAAUUUUUGUUUCGCGUAUUGCUUGCCUAGAGAACACCACCUCGUGGAUGGGUUAGUCGAGAACAGUGACAACGAAGGGGUGGAAGAUGAUGUGGUGCUCGCACUGGAUGAAGCGGAAAUGCUUGAGGCCACGCUGACGCACAUCAAAGGCAGCCGGCCAACCAAGGAAGCAGCGGGAGAUUUGGACGCAGCAGAGGCAGAACAAGACGGAAGUGGCACCACAAAGCUACAUGAUAUGACCCGGCAAAUGUUCAAAUUGUCCAAUUCGAUUUGGUUGCGACCGUCUCCAGGCGCAAGGCCAGCGCAGCUACAAUCGCCAAUUGCUUCCAAGACGAUGGACUCUGAGCAAACAAUCAAAGACCACGCUUUGGCAAAGAAGUCCGCGCAAGCUUCCAGAAACAAGGCCACAGCCCAGGCAAACAAGGGCGCUGCAGGCUUGCUGGGCGUGGCUGUAGGCGACCCACUUGUUCGAAAGCGGUGCCCCAUCACAGCGGCCUUGUUGCGAGACUGGCUUCGAAGCCCCCGUGCGCAGGAGAACACGAAUGCAGAGCAGCAUCGGUUCUUGGGCCUGGUCGUCGACCGGCUUUUGGUUGAGCACAAUUUGAUCAGCGCCGAAGAUGCGAACAAAUAUUGCCGAGAGCCAAUGCUCCACCUUUUGCAUGGGCCACCUGGCACAGGCAAGUCGCAUUGUUUGCUCUUCUUGCCCUUUGGCGGCGUCAAUGUCCUCAUGGGCGGCGAUUUCUUUCAAUUGCCUCCGCCAGAAGGUGGCUUUUUGGCUAGCGUGCCACGACAGCUUCGGGCAAGUGACGCCGCUCAACCAGACGCCUUGAAGGAGCAAGGCUUGGCGCUGCUCUGGGAGUCUACCCGGGGCGUUGUGGAGCUCUGCCAAAGAGAACGUUGCAAGGACAUAAAGCGCAACACCGCUGUAAAGACACUAGACGAGACUGCGCGUGAGCCAAAAUGUUUGAAAUGCUUGCAGAAAGCAGAAUUGCUCACCUGCGCAAGAUGCAACGUGUCCAAGCACAUCAACGAGUUCGAGCCCGUCAUGGCCACUAUGCCCGCGGCCUUCGUUGCGUGCACAGCUUGCCAAGCGCAUUUCAAGAAGCACCCUCACACCUAUCAUGGCUGGUUCACUUGCCGCGCUUGCAACCACAUCUUCAGCUGCGAGGCACAAAACAACAAGACGAAGCGCCAGCGACAAUAUUGCCUCAAUUGCUCGGUGCAACGGGCUCCGCACAAGAACAACGAACAUACUUGCAGAAAGUGUAGCCGAAGAUGGCUUGAGCGACAAGCCCCGAGCAAACGCAAGCGGCUUUGCCCGGAUUGCCGGCGGAAAUGA